Actinia tenebrosa (Australian red waratah sea anemone) is the source of this 480-nucleotide messenger RNA. RefSeq lists its product as uncharacterized. Gene Ontology annotation, molecular function: dopamine beta-monooxygenase activity. The record is from RefSeq and is a predicted model, not a curated record. Gene Ontology annotation, cellular component: secretory granule membrane. Gene Ontology annotation, biological process: norepinephrine biosynthetic process; dopamine catabolic process; octopamine biosynthetic process. Lineage: Eukaryota; Metazoa; Cnidaria; Anthozoa; Actiniaria; Actiniidae.
UACCUUUGAAUAACCAGAAGGCGCUCGUUCCAAGAACCUUCCAUGAUGAAAGUGCUCGUUAUUUGGUUGAUUUUAGCGGUGCUGUUGCUCGCUACGGAGAGUAGAGAGUAUAAACAUCACCUUAUUCUCAAAUCCAAUGUAUUUGACGUGUACUGGUCAGUCAAUACUACCGAUCCGAUCUUUCCAAGAUUUUACUUCAAAUUCGUUGCAAAGACAACUGGUUGGGCGGCUUUGGGUUGGUCGCAAACUGCAUCAGGAAGACAUAUGCAGCAGUACGACAUUGCAUUAGGAGGAGUGAGAAACGGCAACGAAUCAUACAUAGGGGACUACUACUCUUCAACGCCAGGCAAGCCUGACCAUGAUGGUCCUAGCUUACAGUCCCUUGUCCUGACCAAUGCUACAGAAGCUGAUGGAUACACUACCAUUGAAUUCAACCGUGCUGCAAAUACAUUAGAUACAGCUACUGAUGUUCCAUUAAAA